GUCAUUUAGUUUCAAAUACUAAAAAUAUUUAUUAUUAAUCAUGGAUGAUUCUUUAAUUGAUUUAGCAAAGCAUUUUGAAGACGAUUUUCCCAUUAAUGAACCAUUAAAAGCGAACCAAGUAAUCAGCUCCGAUAAUAGUGAAAGCGAAAAACCAACAACUUCUAAAUCUACAAUAAAUCCGCAUUGUUUACUUGUUAAUCCGAAACAACGUGGUAAUCCUAUAUUAAAAUCAAUCACGAAUGUGCCUUGGGAAUAUGAUGCCAUCAUUCCUGAUUAUCAAAUGGGAUUAACAACUUGUGCAUUAUUUCUUUCGUUGCGUUACCACAAUUUAAACCCAGAUUAUAUCCAUGAAAGAUUAAAAUUAUUAGGGAAAUCUUUUGAAUUACGUGUGUUAUUAGUGCAGGUUGAUAUAAAAGAUUAUGAUUUUGCAUUAAAAAAUUUAACGAGGAUUUGUAUAUUAGCUGAUAUGACUUUAAUAUUGGCUUGGAGUCCAGAAGAAGCUGGUAAAAUUAUUGAAACUUACAAGAUUUAUGAGAACAAACCAGCUGAUUAUAUUAAAGAACAAAGCGAAUCUUCUCCUUAUUUACAAUUAAUUCAAGCUUUAACUACCAUUAAGCCGUUAAAUAAAACUGAUGCAAUGACUUUAAUCACAAAAUUUAAAACAUUGGAAGGAAUCUUAAAAGCGAGUGAAUAUCAAUUAAGUGAAUGUCCUGGAUUUGGACCUAGAAAAGCUAAGAAAUUGUAUUUAACUUUACGUGAAAGUUUUUGUAAAUGAAAUAAGUAUUUUGGUUUGAUUUAUUUAUUUGGUGGUAUAAAAUAACUGGCCUUUUAUGUAUUUUUUAAGAAUUAAAUAGCAUUUUGAACACAUUUAAAAAUUAAUCUACAUAAAAAUAAUAACAAAAUAGAGUGAUUUUUAUCUACAUAAAGAAAAAAAAGUGUUAGUGUUAAAAAAUAAUCAUUUUUAUGGCAGUGCUUUUAAUAAUUUCCUAGUUUUUAUGUAGCUUUUUUAUGUAAUUAAUAAAUUUGUUAUAACUAAACACAUAAAUCCAAUAAAAGCAAGAUUUUUAUUCCCA
Molecule: messenger RNA, 1073 nt
Organism: Onthophagus taurus
Lineage: Eukaryota; Metazoa; Arthropoda; Insecta; Coleoptera; Scarabaeidae
Gene: Ercc1
Product: DNA excision repair protein Ercc1
Biological process (GO): mitotic recombination; UV-damage excision repair
Cellular component (GO): nucleus; nucleotide-excision repair factor 1 complex; ERCC4-ERCC1 complex
Molecular function (GO): damaged DNA binding; single-stranded DNA binding
Source: RefSeq, a predicted model, not a curated record